CUGCAGGCGGACAGCGACGCCGACAGCAUCAGCCUGGAGCUGCGCAAGCCCGACGGCACCCUCGUCUCCUUCACCGCCGACUUCAGGAAGGAUGUGAAGAUCUUCCGGGCCCUGAUCCUGGGGGAGCUGGAGAAGGGGCAGAGUCAGUUCCAGGCCCUCUGCUUUGUCACCCGGCUGCACCACAAUGAGAUCAUCCCCAGUGAGGCCAUGGCCAAGCUUCGGCAGAAAAAUCCACGGGCAGUGCGGCAGGCCGAGGAGGUCCGGGGCCUGGAGCAGCUGCACAUGGACGUUGCCGUCAACUUCAGCCAGGGGGGCUUGCUGAGCCCCCAUCUCCACAACGUGUGUGCUGAGGCCGUGGAUGCCAUCUACACCCGCCAGGAGGACGUCCGGUUCUGGCUGGAGCAAGGUGUGGACAGCUCUGUGUUCGAGGCUCUGCCCAAGGCCUCUGAGCAGGCGGUGCUUCCUCGCUGCAGGCAGGUGGGGGACCGAGGGAAGCCCUGUGUCUGCCGCUACGGGCUGAGCCUGGCCUGGUACCCCUGCAUGCUCAAAUACUGCCACAGCCGUGACCGGCCUGCGCCCUACAAGUGUGGCAUCCGCAGCUGCCAGAAGAGCUACAGCUUCGACUUCUAUGUGCCGCAGAGGCAGCUGUGUCUCUGGGAUGAGGACCCCUAGCCCUGCUAGGGGGUGGGGAGGCCCUGGGGAUGGCUGCUGUGGGCCCAUUGCCCCUUCCCCAGCCAUCAGUGGAGGUGGCAACCCCCAUCUGAGGCCUUAGUUCCCUCCCUCCUGCUCCUCUGACCCCUCGGACUCCAUCUGCCAUGACUGUGAAAGGGGUAUGGCAUGGCAGGGGGUCACUAACUCAUGAAGGCAGGCCCCACCCCCACCCUGUGCCUUCCUUGGGGCAGAGACAGGGAAAGGGACUCCCUCCAGACUUGCAGCCCUCCCAUCCUGCCUCUCCCCUGAAGGUUUCACUUCCAAAGUGCCAAAAUGUGAUGGCCUAUGAGCUUUCUGUUGAACUGUUUAAAGGUGUAGACCCUGAAAGAAGUCUAUGCCUGCAACGCCCACCUCCCCACACGCAACUCCCCCCCACACACACAUUGGGAAGGCGCUGACCCCUCAGUACCUUCCCACUUCCUAAUAAGGACCAUAACCCCCAGAGAGGGAGCUGUUAGGGACUGAGGCUACUGCCCCUGGACAAUUACAGCACAUUCUUCUCACUCUGGCCCCAGGGCCGACCGGGGGUGGAUGUAGACCUCCCACCACUGAGACAGACCACCUGUGCCUUUCCCCAGACCUGGACUUUGCGGCCAGAGCAGACGCCAGCUCUUUCUCCCUCUAAAAAGAAAUAUUUUUGUAAGGUUCUGGGACAGGGAGGGAGCAUGAAGUACGAGGAAAACUUGAAUUCCAGAUUUUUAAUGCAAAGUAUUUAUCAUUUGUACCAGAAAUAAAAGUUUAAGUUUUUACUUGAUUGACAA
Molecule: messenger RNA, 1472 nt
Organism: Carlito syrichta (Philippine tarsier)
Lineage: Eukaryota; Metazoa; Chordata; Mammalia; Primates; Tarsiidae
Gene: OAF
Product: out at first homolog
Exons: 4
Source: RefSeq, a predicted model, not a curated record